Erigeron canadensis is the source of this 587-nucleotide messenger RNA. Its product is annotated as 40S ribosomal protein S25-like. The transcript has 4 exons. Gene Ontology annotation, molecular function: structural constituent of ribosome. Gene Ontology annotation, cellular component: cytosolic small ribosomal subunit. The record is from RefSeq and is a predicted model, not a curated record. The coding region runs from base 109 to 435 and encodes 108 amino acids. NCBI's taxonomy places the organism in Eukaryota, Viridiplantae, Streptophyta, Magnoliopsida, Asterales, Asteraceae.
AAAUAGACCCCAAACCCAGAAAAUGUUUACAUAAGCGCAACUUCUCUUUGCAAACAAACCCUAGCAGCAGCAGCAGCAGCACACUUCCUCUUUACAGAUCAAGACUUGAUGGCUCCAAAGAAGGAAAAGGCUCCUCCACCGUCAUCUAAGCCCGCCAAGUCCGGUGGUGGAAAACAGAAGAAGAAGAAGUGGAGCAAGGGAAAGCAAAAGGAGAAGGUGAACAACAUGGUUCUCUUUGACAAGGCCACCUAUGACAAGCUUCUUACCGAAGCACCAAAGUUCAAGCUCAUCACUCCUUCCAUCUUAUCCGACAGACUUAGGAUCAAUGGAUCUUUGGCACGAAAGGCAAUCAAGGAUUUGAUGGCAAGAGGUGCGAUUAGGAUGGUGUCUACACAUGCCAGUCAACAAAUCUACACCAGGGCCACUAAUACUUGAGAGAAAUGUUAGGGGUUACUUGUUUUCUUGAGACAAUGUUGAAGCAUGAUUUUCUUGUUUUCUCCCUCUAGUUUUCUUUAUUGUAAGAUUGAGUACCUUUUUUUGCCAUCUUAAAAGGCCUCCAAUGCUAUAUUAUCAGACUUAGUUGUGCA